Molecule: messenger RNA, 3576 nt
Organism: Manis javanica (Malayan pangolin)
Lineage: Eukaryota; Metazoa; Chordata; Mammalia; Pholidota; Manidae
Gene: DLAT
Product: dihydrolipoamide S-acetyltransferase
Biological process (GO): pyruvate decarboxylation to acetyl-CoA
Cellular component (GO): pyruvate dehydrogenase complex
Molecular function (GO): dihydrolipoyllysine-residue acetyltransferase activity
Source: RefSeq, a predicted model, not a curated record
CGGCUCGCGGGGAGGUCACUCCGGAGACGGCGUCGGCGCCGGGCCGCGGGCUUCGGGGCGCGAUGUGGCGCGUGUGUGCGCGGCGGGCGCAGCGUGCGGCUCCGGGGGCAGGAUUCGGGGCCCGGCGGGCGGCCCCGCGGGAGGAGCCGGGAGCGCCGUGCGUGACCCCGCGGGCCGAGCCGGCCCCCGCGCGGUGCAGCAGCGCGACCCCCGGGGACGGCCCGCGCUGGGCGCUCUGCGGCCGCUGGGCCGCGCCGCGGACUCGGCCGCCGCUGCAGCUUCUGGGGGCGCCGGGCCGCCGCUGGUACAGCCUCCCCCCGCACCAGAAGGUUCCAUUGCCUUCUCUUUCCCCCACGAUGCAGGCAGGGACCAUAGCCCGUUGGGAAAAAAAUGAAGGGGAAAAAAUCAAUGAGGGUGAACUAAUUGCAGAGGUUGAAACUGAUAAAGCCACUGUUGGCUUUGAGAGUGUGGAGGAGUGUUACAUGGCCAAGAUACUCGUUGCUGAAGGCACCAGAGACGUCCCAGUUGGAUCCAUCAUCUGUAUCACAGUUGAAAAGCCUGAGGAUAUUGAGGCCUUUAAAAAUUAUACCCUGGAGUCCUCAAUGGCACCUGCCCCUCCAGCAGCUCCAGCUUCAGCCCCUGCUGCCGCUGCUCUGCCGCCUGCACCAUCUCAGGCUCCUGGUAGCUCAUAUCCCACUCACAUGCAGGUGGUCCUUCCUGCCCUCUCUCCCACCAUGACCAUGGGCACAGUUCAGAGAUGGGAGAAAAAAGUGGGUGAGAAGCUAAGUGAAGGAGACUUAUUGGCAGAGAUAGAAACUGACAAGGCCACUAUAGGUUUUGAAGUACAGGAAGAAGGUUACCUGGCAAAAAUCCUGAUCCCAGAAGGCACGAGAGAUGUCCCUCUAGGCACCCCACUCUGUAUCAUUGUAGAAAAGGAGGCAGAUAUUCCGGCAUUUGCUGACUAUCAGCCAACUGAUGUAACGGAUUUAAAACCCCAAGCGCCACCUCCAAUCCCGGCCCCGGUCACCCCUGUUCCUGCACCUCCGCAGCCUGUAGCUCCUCCCCCUGCUGCUGCUCAUCCAGCUGCUGCCGCCAGACCAAAGGGAAGGUUGUUCGUCAGCCCUCUUGCGAAGCGAUUGGCAGCGGAGAAAGGGGUCGACCUUACACAAGUAAAAGGGACAGGACCAGAAGGCAGAAUCAUUAAGAAGGACAUAGACUCUUUUGUGCCUUCUAAAGCUGCUCCUGCUCCAGCAGCUGCCGUGGCUUCCCCAGGCCCAGGAGUGGUACCGGUUCCUACAGGUGUCUUCACAGAUACCCCAGUCAGCAACAUCCGUCGAGUUAUUGCACAGCGGUUAAUGCAAUCUAAGCAAACCAUACCUCAUUAUUACCUUUCUAUUGAUGUAAAUAUGGGAGAAGUUUUGUUGGUACGGAAAGAACUUAAUAAGAUGUUAGAAGGGAGAGGCAAAAUUUCUGUCAAUGACUUCAUCAUAAAAGCAUCAGCUUUGGCAUGUUUAAAAGUUCCUGAAGCAAAUUCUUCUUGGCUGGACACAGUUAUAAGACAAAAUCACGUUGUAGAUAUCAGCGUGGCCGUCAGCACCCCUGCCGGACUCAUCACGCCCAUUGUGUUUAACGCACAUGUCAAAGGGCUGGAAACCAUUGCUAACGAUGUCGUUUCCUUAGCAACCAGAGCACGAGAGGGUAAGCUACAGCCACAGGAGUUCCAGGGUGGCACUUUUACAAUCUCCAAUUUAGGCAUGUUUGGAAUUAAGAACUUCUCUGCUAUUAUUAACCCACCCCAGGCAUGUAUUUUGGCAGUUGGUGCCUCAGAGGACAGACUGGUUCCAGCAGACAGUGAAAAAGGAUUCGAUGUGGCUCACAUGAUGUCCGUCACACUCAGCUGCGAUCAUCGGGUGGUAGACGGGGCUGUUGGAGCCCAAUGGCUUGCUGAGUUUAGAAAGUACCUUGAAAAACCUAUCACCAUGUUGUUAUAAUUAACUCAAGAAUUUCUACUUUCUCAAGUCACAUUGGUUCAUUCUUGUAAAGAUAUAAAUAUGUUAUGAAACAGGUGGUUCUUUUUAUUUUAAAGUUAACCAGUUACUUUUGAGUCGUCCAGAUAAGUUAUUUGUAAUGGGCAUCACUGAAUUUUUUAAAAUGUCAAUUACACCCAGCUAAGGGACCUGUGGCCUCUCCCUUUGGUGAUGGGUAUUUCCACUGGGAAAUGUAGACGUAGAAUUGUGGCUCCCUGUUGAGACACUUACAUAAAAGUAACCUGGAUAAAAUCUUGAGGUUUUGAAACUUAAUUGCCUCAAAUGUUUUGCUUAGAUUUGAGGAAAACAGAAGUUAAGAAAAUUAGUUUCACUUGAAGCUUGGUUUUAGAAUUUAAUUCUAAUUUAAAUUUUUUGUUACACAAUCUUGGUUUAUCAUGGAUGGAAAGGGUUAGAAUUCCAGGGAAAAUAAGUGAAACUUUAAAAGUCAACAUUUUCUUAGACUUAUUCAACCAAAUGUUCUUUGUUUUUCUAUGAAUCCCAUAUGGUGGUUUUACCCUCUUGAGAUGAAGAUAUAAAUAUAAACCAGCUACUUGCUAUAAAUGAAAAUUUGUGUGGGUAUUUAUUUAAAUAAAAAUGUGUAAUUCUGAGAGGAGAAUUUGACAAUCACCUCCAAAUUUUUAAAAAUUGCUUAUUUUAUAAAAUCUAACAAAUUAUGAAAAUAGAAUUUUUCUUCCAAGAUUAAUUGGUUGAUAUAUGCAAGUGAACUUAAUUACCAGAAUUUACUAUUCAAAUAACGUUGGCAAACUGUAUUAGUUAACUAUGGAAUAAGUGUAUAUAUGUAAAAUAUGUUUCCUAGUGAGGUAUGUGCCAAAGUUCAUUUCUCACCAAGUCCUGUCUGAGAAGAGGAAGGGCGGGAGGUGAGUGGGUGGACAGUUUGGAGUGCUGAAAGAUGGUGAUGGACUCCAAGGGUCAUUUCUACUUGGGUAAAGUAAACAAUGUUCGGUGUGUUCAAAAAGGUGUUCUGUGUUUUCCUAUCCCAGAGCUGUGUCAUGUAAAAUAAGAAUGCCCUAAAACCCUGUGGAGACAAAAACAUUAUUUAUGUUGCUUGCUACCUUUUCAGCCUAAACCUUUUUUUCCAUUUUGUUACAAUUGACCUUUGGGGGAAGGAGGAGAUGAUAUUUAGGAUAAUAAAAUGAAUUGGGAACAUUAUCACUAUUCUAGGCUUCCUGUUGAUAUGCUUUAAUAUUUGGAAUUGUGUAUGACUAGAAUAAAUCUGACCAGUGCUACCCCCUGUCACGUAUGUAAAGUGUGGAGCUAUCCCCUGAAAUUCAGGUCUUUCCAGUGCUGAAUCUAUUGCCAAAUGUUCAUCGCUACAUGGUGCACAGAUCGCACUCCCCAUAUUCACAGAUAUGUCCCUUGCUGUAUUAUUAUGAACACAACCCAAUACGUUAAUCUGCCUUUUCAGUAAAUAGUGAUUUAGUGUGAACUGAAGAUUAUGCAGAAGUAUAAGUUUAUCACAAGGGACCAUCGUCAGUAUGAGCCACAUAUGGUUAAAAAAAAUUAAACUUCAAAGAUACUUCAUUUUUCA